Molecule: messenger RNA, 513 nt
Organism: Exophiala bonariae
Lineage: Eukaryota; Fungi; Ascomycota; Eurotiomycetes; Chaetothyriales; Herpotrichiellaceae
Exons: 1
Coding region: 1-513 (170 amino acids)
Source: RefSeq, a predicted model, not a curated record
AUGGCACGCAUUCCUUUCCCUUACAUUGCCUUCUUCCUCUGGAUUGAACCAGUGGCAACCCUCGUGGGAGCUUACUUUGCAUGGUUCCAAUCGGAUACCUACUUGCAAUUACAACAUGCUGCUUCGAGCCCUAGCCCGUUGGCUUUACCAACAGGAACAGCUGUUGUCCUCAGACAACUCGGCAACAUGUAUUUUGUCUUCGCCUUCAAUGAAGCAUUUGUCCUGCGAGCCACCAAUGACUUGAAAGUCUGGCGAGCCUUUCUUCUUGGUCUGCUCAUUGCGGAUUUUGGUCAUCUCUACAGCUGCUAUCCUCUUGGCUUACAAUCAUACUACGAUUUUGCUAACUGGAAUGCCAUCGACUAUGGGAAUUAUCCUUUUGUCGUCAUCGGAGCCUCAACCAGAAUCUUGUUCCUCUCUGGCUUCGGCCUUGGCGGCAAGAAACGAAAGUCACCAAAGGCCAAAACUCCCAUCAAGAGCUCCAAGCCAGUCACAAGGAGAAGCCACGUGGAGUGA